AUGGUCGGACUGCUCUCGACGAUGCUGAUGACACUCGCCACGACCGCGGUCGCUCAGAUGGGCGGCUGGUCGCCUGUGACCGACCCGAGCGUCCAGACGGCGCUCACGGCCAUUGUCUCGGACCCUGCCAACUAUGCCAAUGUCACCACCCGUCUCUGUGCCACCGACGUGGCGUGGGCCACGCAGCAAGUCGUUGCUGGCGUCCAGUACCACGUCGGCGUGCACGGCUGCAAGACGACCGCGACCUCCAACUGCUCGUGCGAUGGUCAGCGCCAUGCGUACUUGGUGACGGUGCUCGAAGCUAUCAACGAGCCUGUGCGCAUCACGGCCGUUGUGGCCACUGACGAGACGACGGGUCUCGUUGGCGGCGUGUCGGCGCCGGUCCCUGCGACGGCGGACGACAAGCUGCUGUACGUGCGCGCCGUGACCAAGGACGCCAACUUUGCGUCGGCGAGCGUGCCCCGUGUGUGCCCCGUCGAGUUUGUGUCGGUGGCCAAGCAGGUCGUGAGCGGCAUCAAGCACAUUUUCAUCGUGCGGGGCUGUGCUCUUGUGCCCACGGCCCCCCUCAACAACGUCUUUGACUGCGCAUGCGAGGCGCCCAAGACGUACCGCGUCGAGAUCUACGAAGACGCCGCGCGCCACAUCCAGGACGUGUGGAGCACCCUCCGCGCGGUCACGGCCCCCUUGGGUGUAGUCUUGCCGACAACACUCUCGGGCUACCUCUACUCGACGCCGAAGACGGCCUCCAACAUGCACCGAGCCGCGUUCCGCUACCUCUGGCCAGUGCUCCGCGCCUGCGUCUGGUUCAACGUCUGGCGCGUCCGCAACGAUCGCGUCUUUCGCGCCGACCUCCCACUGCCAAGCCCAUGGACGAUUGCCGUCAAAGCGGCGCGUGUCGCUCAAAUGCACUUGCACCACAGCCUCGUUCAUAACCCAGGGAAAAUGGCUCUACGUCGCCUUCUCCGGCUCCUCGCUCAACACGAGUGGCCGCGCCAGCACCUUGUCCCGCGGAUCGCGCUCCUGCCUCCGCCGGCCUAG
Molecule: messenger RNA, 1038 nt
Organism: Saprolegnia diclina VS20
Lineage: Eukaryota; Oomycota; Saprolegniomycetes; Saprolegniales; Saprolegniaceae
Exons: 2
Coding region: 1-1038 (345 amino acids)
Source: RefSeq, a predicted model, not a curated record